Molecule: messenger RNA, 517 nt
Organism: Papilio polytes (common Mormon)
Lineage: Eukaryota; Metazoa; Arthropoda; Insecta; Lepidoptera; Papilionidae
Exons: 2
Coding region: 41-460 (139 amino acids)
Biological process (GO): sensory perception of smell
Molecular function (GO): odorant binding
Source: RefSeq, a predicted model, not a curated record
UUGAAGUCAGUAAGACCUCAAGUGAAUACCUUCAAUCACCAUGCUGUACUUUGUGGUUGUCCUGUCCCUCAUGUCUAUGGUCGCCCUCGGCGAGGGUUCUAAACCCUCCAUCCAAUUGCCGGCUAUCGUCGUCAACGUGGCUAAGGAGGCGGCCUCUACCUGCUUGACAGAAACCGGAGCCAGUCAAGAGGUGUCCGAUAAUUUCUUUAAACUCAAAUUUGGCACUGAUCCCGACAGCAAGAGCUUCCUGUACUGUGUGGCGCGCAAGACCAACUACGCCGAUGAAGAUGGACACCUGAACGAAGCUCUCCUCACUUUGUUCGAAGGCAGCGAACACAAGGACGGGGUCGCUAAGGUCAUGGAAACUUGCAACAAAAACCAAGAAUCAAAUAAGAUUGACACAAUGCAUAAAACUGUCGAAUGCUUCUACAAGAACACCCCCGUUCACUUGGCUGUUUAAUUUUUGUUAGAAAAAUAUUCUACUCUGUUUUCUUUUCUUACAUUAUAUAGUUCCGGA